Messenger RNA from Sparassis crispa, 372 nucleotides. RefSeq lists its product as hypothetical. The transcript has 2 exons. Bases 1 to 372 code for a protein of 123 amino acids. The record is from RefSeq and is a predicted model, not a curated record. Lineage: Eukaryota; Fungi; Basidiomycota; Agaricomycetes; Polyporales; Sparassidaceae.
AUGGUCGACGCCAUGGCUCUGAAGGUUCAGGCGCUCACCGAGGACAUACCGAAGACACAGCGACCCCCCGGUGUCCGGCUGUGGAUGGAUGGCCGGCUCGCGACGACAGGCACGUCGCAGUCUAAAGUAGUGCAGGGAAGAUACGUCAACUCGGGAUCAGCAUUUCCCAACGUCGAGCGCAAACCACGCGCCAUCUCCCGGGUCCUGGUCAUCUGGCAGGUGGCGUCCGAUUCGAUAAUCGCAGGGUGUGCGCAAGUGACCUGCGCGAUCGACGACAACUGCCUGUCUGGGACGCGCUGGCCUGUUUCUGCUGGUGGGGCGUGCGGUAGCUCCUGCCGCCGUUCUGCGCGAUUACGUCUAUCGAUGCGCUGA